Molecule: messenger RNA, 2223 nt
Organism: Jaculus jaculus (lesser Egyptian jerboa)
Lineage: Eukaryota; Metazoa; Chordata; Mammalia; Rodentia; Dipodidae
Gene: Irak4
Product: interleukin 1 receptor associated kinase 4
Exons: 12
Coding region: 78-1487 (469 amino acids)
Biological process (GO): signal transduction; protein phosphorylation
Molecular function (GO): protein serine/threonine kinase activity; ATP binding; magnesium ion binding
Source: RefSeq, a predicted model, not a curated record
CCCCGCCCCCCCGGCUUCCGGGUGCUCCGGGCGGUGGUCUCUGGGCGGCGGGGCGGCGCUCCCAGCGCAGGUAGAAGAUGAACAAACCCAUAACACCAUCAACAUAUGUGCGCAGCCUCAGUGUUGGUAUCAUUAGGAAGCUGUCAGACUUCAUUGAUCCUCAAGAAGGGUGGAGGAAACUAGCUGUAGCUAUUAAAAAACCAUCUGGUAAUGAGAGGUACAAUCAGUUUCACAUAAGGAGAUUCGAAGCAUUACUUCAAACUGGAAAAAGUCCCACAUCUGAAUUACUAUUUGACUGGGGCACAACAAAUUGCACAGUCGGUGAUCUUGUGGAUCUUUUGGUUCAAAAUGAGUUUUUUGCUCCUGCAAGUCUUUUGCUGCCAGCAGCUUCCAUCAUAUGUUCUUUGGAAGAUGCCGUUCCCAAAACUGCUGAUGCUCCCGUCCCUAUAGAAGCUGUGACCAUUCUUCAGGAGCAGCAGCCUCGCUGUGGAAAAGACAGGGCAUGGGCGAUGCCUGUGCAGCUCCUGGAACAGAGCUCACUGCUGCCUGACUCCUCCAGUCCAGAGAAUGCAAGUAUAGAAGGCAGUGAUACACGUUUUCAUAGUUUCUCAUUUUUUGAGUUGAGGAGUAUCACAAAUAACUUCGAUGAGCGACCUGUUUCUGUGGGCGGCAGCAGGAUGGGAGAGGGCGGAUUUGGAGUUGUGUAUAAAGGCCGUGUGAAUGACACCACUGUGGCCGUGAAGAAGCUUGCAGCCAUGGUUGACAUUAGCACUGACGAGCUGAAGGAACAGUUUGAUCAAGAAAUUAAAGUAAUGGCAAAGUGUCAACAUGAAAACUUAGUGGAGCUCCUUGGCUUCUCAAGUGAUGGUGAUGACCUCUGCUUAGUGUAUGUUUACAUGCCCAAUGGCUCACUGCUAGACAGACUGUCCUGCUUGGAUGGUACUCCACCACUUUCUUGGCACAUGAGAUGCAAGAUUGCUCAAGGUGCCGCUAAUGGCAUCAUGUUCUUACAUGAAAACCAUCAUAUUCAUCGAGACAUUAAAAGUGCAAAUAUCCUAUUGGACAAAGACUUUACAGCUAAAAUAUCUGACUUUGGACUUGCACGGGCUUCUGGGAAGUUUGCGCAGACAGUUAUGACUAGUAGAAUUGUGGGCACAACAGCUUAUAUGGCACCCGAAGCUUUACGAGGAGAAGUAACGCCCAAAUCUGAUGUCUACAGCUUUGGUGUGGUAUUGUUAGAAAUAAUAACUGGACUUCCAGCUGUGGAUGAAUACCGUGAACCUCAGUUACUACUGGAUAUUCAAGAAGAAAUUGAAGAUGAGGAAAAGACAAUUGAUGACUAUGUUGAUAGGAAGAUGAAUGAUGUUGAUGCCACUUCAGUGGGGACCAUGUACACUGUCGCCAGUCAGUGUCUACAUGAGAAGAAGAAUAAGAGGCCAGAUAUUAAGACGAUUCAGCAGCUGCUACAAGAAAUGAAUUCUGCUUAAAACUACUGGAAUAGACUAUUUGAAACCAGGUCUCCUGUAGUCUCAGCUGGCUUGGAACUUGCUAUAUAGCUGAGGAUGACUCUGAACUUGUGAUCUUCCUGUAUCCACCUCCAGGGUGCUGGAAUUUCAGGUGUGACAAGCAUGGGCUACCAUAUCCACUUUUUGUUCAGUACUGGGGAUGAAACCCAGGACUUCACGCCUGCUAGGCAAGCACUCUUCCAACUGAGCCACAUCUAUAGCCCCUUGAUUUGUUCAUAUAUUCUUUUAUAAACCUUUUGUUUUAAAACUUCUUGUGCAGGGGACAUAUUCAUAAAACUUCAAAAUUCAAGAAAAGUGCACGGGGCUUAUGGUUGGGAAAGUUCAGGUUGAAGCUCACUGUUAAUCUACUGUAAAUCUUUGGUUCAACUGGUGUUUGUAUUUGUUUUUGUCACAGAUUGCUGUCCUUCAGCAGAAAGUGACUAUGUCCCUCUUGAACUCUCACCAGCAGUGAUGCCCCUUCUAGCUGUGUACUGGAUGUAUAGACAGAUAACAAUUGCUUGGGGUAGGGAGAGUUAUGAGGACCUUCCUCUCCCUGAAGAGCUAUACAUAAGCAGUUAAAAGCAGUUAACAUUUGCUUAGAGAGAGACAUUUUCUUUUCUUUUUUUUUAAUUUUUAUUAACAUUUUCCAUGAUUAUAAAAUAUAUCCCAUGGUAAUUCCCUCCCUUCCCACCCCCACACUUUCCCAUUUGAAAUUCCA